Cydia amplana is the source of this 980-nucleotide messenger RNA. It is a transcript of the gene OSCP1, whose product is annotated as protein OSCP1. The record is from RefSeq and is a predicted model, not a curated record. NCBI's taxonomy places the organism in Eukaryota, Metazoa, Arthropoda, Insecta, Lepidoptera, Tortricidae. Bases 24 to 956 code for a protein of 310 amino acids. Gene Ontology annotation, biological process: transport. The transcript has 2 exons. Gene Ontology annotation, cellular component: plasma membrane; cytoplasm.
UGAUCUACUUCUUCACAGCAGCAAUGUCUCACUUUGCAACACCUUUUAUUACUGUAAACUUAGGCUGUGAGAUGAUUUAUGUCAUUGAACAAAGAUUAAAGGCCCAAAAUAUUGCAGCAGAGAAGUCCGAAAGAGUACUCACCGACGUAGUGACAGUGCUGCUACACCCAACACUUUUAGAAGAGCUAUUUAUACCGCAGCCGGUCGCAACACAUGCCGUUUUAAAGCAACUUCUUCAGGAUAUCUCGGCCACGUCUAUUAUGAAAUUAGACGAUUAUUCCAUGAGCAAAUUAUGGGAUUUAAUGACUAUGAUAUACAAAUGGCAAUUAUCAGUGGCUACAAAUCAAAACAUUUUUGACAUUACCCGGCGACAUUUAAAAAGUGUUGCCAUAUUAAUGCCUAAAAAUUUCCCGAAAUGCAUCAUCGAGCAUACCAUGAGGAAAUUUGAGACACUGGCUCAACGUUUUACAGACGAUGACUAUAAAUGUUUAAGCAACACUCUCAUACUUUGGUUUUCCGAAUACCAUACAAAAAUAUCCGUUUUGCUAAGAUUGGGAUUGCAAAGAAAGGAUGGGACAUUCAAUUUGCCGUCAACAAUAAGUCCAAAUAUAAUUAAUAACUUAGGGGAAAAUAUUUAUAAGUAUGAUAAUAAGAAGAACUCUGUCGAGGAAUAUGAAAGUCGAUAUGCUGACACUCAUGAGAUUAGUUGUCUUUUAGGACCUAUAGAAAAAGUGUCUACCGUAAAAGCCAAGGUUGAGUUACAGCUACCAAUAGAACUGUACAAUAAAGAAUCUCAGAAGAAAACCAUUGAAAUAAAUCGAGAUACUCAAUUUGAAUCUAUUGUUAUGACUCAAAUCAGAAACAAAACUACUGAUCUUAAUUUCGUCCCUGAUAUACCAAAAUCCCCUCAUGAAGAUUUAUUAGAAAUGAUGGACAAAUUAGAUUUAGAUGAAUAAGUUAAUAAAAACACACUUUUAAGU